CACCACGAAGAAGCUUCACGAACCAACAACACCCGCCGACCUGGAAGAAGCCCGAGGACGAGGAGGGUGAGGAGCAAUCCAGCAGCAGCGCACUGCUUGAUUGACUGAUUGAUUGAUUGUGUCAACUCUGUCCUCCUCUUGCCCACCUUCCCUCGAUUCUUCUGGAGCUUGAGGAGCGCGCUCCUGCGUCGGAGGCUGCGGCGCUCAAUUGGGUUCCCAUCCAAUCGUCCACUGCCUUUUUCCUUUUUCAUCACACGCGCUCGCUGAGUUUCUUUACAAUCCGUUUUGGGUGCCCCGUUUCCCAUUUUGCGGCCCGUCUUUGUAAGUCUUGAAGAGGAUUUUCGUUUUUGCCUCAUUAGCUCCUCUGAACCCAUAUUUUGAAAAUUAGGUUUCUGCCUCAUAGAAGUUCUUCGUCCUGCAUGUAUCAACCCUUGAUCGCACCGUGGUGCGGUGUUUCCGGCAUAUUGCGCUCUUGGUGUUAUCAAAUUUGGGAUUGCUCCGUGACAAGUUGAAGGAGGGGGCAAGAUUCGGCAGUUUUGUUCUUGUGAGGAACGCGCUUUCCUUUGUUCAAAGUUAUUAACAGAGUGAAUCUUAUAUGAGCCUUGGACAAAACCGAGCAUAUAUUUCCGCUUACGACAAUGGAUUUCGAACUGCGAGCUGCGAAAGCAAAAUGGGAGAAAGAGCAGAAGGAGAAGAAGGAGAAGGCGAGGAAGCGGUUGGAGCAAGAAAGAAAGGCCAGAGAAGAAGCUGCCAAGCGGCAGGAAGCUAUCGAAGCUGCGCAACGCAUCCGCCGAAUAGAAGAAACGGCUGCAGCUAUCGCUGCAUCAGCGCAAGAGCUGGAGGAUUUGGAAGCUGGCGAUGGGAUUAUUUUCAACCGGGUAUUUAAGGCUUUGCUUGUCGCAGGCAAAGGUGACAAAAUUCGGCUUCCCGCCUCAUCUUUUGAACAGCUCUCUUCCCAAAGUGCAAUUGACAAAGGUCCCAUGUUUUUUGAAGUGUCUGCUGUGCAUCAUGGGAGUCGUCCAAGUACAUCAAGCUCCGCUGCAUCCCAUCUGGAACAGCACGAAAUCAACGGGGAAAGUUCAAAACCAAGGUCAACUCAUGCUGGUGUUCUAGAGUUCACUGCCGAAGAGGGGGUUGUUGAGCUUCCUCCCCACGUUUGGCACAAUGCUGGAUUUUCGGACCCAGAGUAUCUAUCGAAAAACAUUCAUAGGGGUAUACCUGAGGCUAGAGUACGCUAUGUUAGGCUUCCAAAAGGCACAUAUGCAAAGCUGCAGCCAGAAGGGGGUGACUUUGCUGACGUAUUUAAUCAUAAGGCAGUCUUGGAGACAGAGCUUAGGCAGCAUGCAUCGUUGACAGAAGGUGACUUGCUCACAGUCCACCAUGGGGGGGUUGAUUAUGGUUUGCGAGUUCUGGAACUCAAACCUCGGACCAAUGUUUCUGUACUGGAAACAGAUCUGGAGGUUGAUGUAGUAGGACCUGGUGAAACAACAUCAAGUCCUCAGAGCAGAUUGUCCCCUCUCACUUUGGGUAAGGCGGAGUCUGGGCUGGUAGAGGAAGGUAAAUACACCUACUACCGCUUCACCAUCGAUCCGCAAACCGAGAAAGGUAUAGAGGCAAGAACCUUGGAUAUCUUGGUGCAUUUAGAAGUUGAGACCAAGGGAGGUAGUGACGCUGAUGCGGACCUGUAUGUCGCUGCGCAUCCUCUCCUUUACCCAACCAAACAUCAACAUCAAUGGUCAUCCCAUGACGUGGGGUCGAAGGUUAUAUGCAUGACUGCCUCACCGAGUACAGGAGAGUCUACAAAGGUAGUGGGUGCUGGUGGAUAUAGUAUUGGCGUUUUUGGCUUUCAAGGAAACACGAGGUUCAGGUUGUGGGUUGAAGCGAGAGCUGCUGAAGCUAGGGUCAGCCAUGGACAGAGGUUGGGUGCAAAUGCAGGAGACAAAGAGGCUUCUAGUAGCGCAUCUCAGCUUACGCAAUCUGAUGAUGGAUUUAGCCUUUGUCAGAACUGUAAGCAGUUGGUACCUGGAAGGACUCUCAUGCUUCAUGAAGCUUACUGUAGACGUCAUAAUUUUGCGUGUCAACAUCCAGGCUGCGGCGUGGUGUUACGCAAAGGAGACAAGGACAAGCACGUACAUUGCUCGAAGUGUGGGCUAGGAUUGACUUCAGAGGAAUUGGCCAAGCAUAUGAAAGUCUUUCAUGAGCGUCUCAAGUGUGAAUGCGGAGUAGAGCUUGAGAUGGAAGCUAUGGUUGAGCAUCGUGCUUCUUCUUGUCCGAAGCGACUAGUGAGCUGCCGUUUCUGUGGAGAUAUGGUUCAAGCUGGUGCUCCCGCUGACAAUGUCCGUGACAGACUGAGAGAUCUCACCCAACAUGAAAGUGAAUGCGGUGCCCGAACGGCAGACUGUGAUGCGUGUGGGCGCGCUAUUAUGUUGAAAGAGAUGGACAUUCACAUAGCUGCAGCCCACAGUGGAGGUCAGUCUAUGCACAGAGGUGAUUCUUUGUUUACGGGGUCUGCAACGCCUGCAGCAACUUUGCCUGCAAAUGAACCACUGGGGGCUCGAUCUGGUGCUGUUACGAAUCAGCCAGGAGCAAACAGGGUGACAGACAGUUCCAUCAGCAUCCAAGUUGAGUGCCCCAUUUGUUCAACCAAAUUCGGAGGAGCUGAUCGCGAGCAACAACUCAAUUCGCAUUUGGAUGACGAACACUUCAAAACGCAGCUUCCAACUCCGAUGGAUCUUGAUGGUUUGUUUUCUCCUGCACCAACCACGUCUGUGCCAGAGAAUUCACUCCGAAGUCUGACCGUAUCGUGCCCGAUUUGUGGCAUGGCUGUGCACAGUGAGAGAGAUCUCAGCCAGCACAUUGACUUGGUCCAUUAGGAGUCAAUGACCGCACAGUAGUCUUUAUCAAGCAAUGCAGUAAAUAGUGAGGUGUUAGGUGAGCAGUACACAUUGUUUCCUUAGUCCACUAAGACUAACAAGCUUCAAUUGACGAAAUGUUCAAUGUUCAUAAUAUUUUUUGUACAUGAAACUUUGUUGUCUGCCUUCUUCUAAAGUUCGUCGAAGGCCUCAAUUUGUUACGUA
This is a messenger RNA of Physcomitrium patens, 3077 nucleotides long. RefSeq lists its product as uncharacterized. Gene Ontology annotation, cellular component: VCP-NPL4-UFD1 AAA ATPase complex. Gene Ontology annotation, molecular function: polyubiquitin modification-dependent protein binding; DNA binding. NCBI's taxonomy places the organism in Eukaryota, Viridiplantae, Streptophyta, Bryopsida, Funariales, Funariaceae. The record is from RefSeq and is a predicted model, not a curated record. Gene Ontology annotation, biological process: ubiquitin-dependent protein catabolic process; DNA repair; ERAD pathway.